Messenger RNA from Folsomia candida, 1084 nucleotides. RefSeq lists its product as uncharacterized. Bases 80 to 952 code for a protein of 290 amino acids. The record is from RefSeq and is a predicted model, not a curated record. The transcript is spliced from 11 exons. Lineage: Eukaryota; Metazoa; Arthropoda; Collembola; Entomobryomorpha; Isotomidae.
CAGUCUUGGGCAGUCAGUCGCAUAAAAUCACUUCAAUUCGGAGCGUGGCUUCUUCAUCUUCACCACUGAAUAGUUCAGCAUGAUGAGCAAGUUGGCAAUUUUGGUGGUUGUGACCACCUUGGCACUCGUUGCCCAUUCUGCACCCGUCUCAAAGGCGAAACUCAGAUUCAAGGUGUCCGGAAGAAAUUUCCCCGACAAGGACACUGGAUUUGGAACAACGGACGGCUACUUUGAGCUGUACGUGAGUACGGAUGGAGGCCGAUCCAAAACCAAGUUGACGAGGAGUGACACAAUUUCCGACCAAGAAAAUCCAGACUGGGGCAAUAUAUUCGAAUUUGACUUUGACCGCAGCAAGAAUCAGUGGCUUCAAUUUAAAGUUUAUGACGAAGACAACUUGCGCGAGGAUGACACUGUGGGUCGUGUGUGGAUCAACGUUGCAGAUUACGUUGAUAAGGGACAGAUCACAUAUGCCAGACUGGAUAAAGAGAAAGGGUAUCUCAUCAUUCAAUCUGCUGACAAACCUGCCCCCGUCGAUGCCAACACCCCUCUGGGUCAACUUCCCUUCCCAGUUGGGGCUAAGGACUCGGACACGUUGAGAUUCAAAGUUUCUGCGAGCGGUCUCCCAACCAAAGAUGACGUCGGAUUCAUUCCUGGCAAUAGCGAUCCUUACGUCAUUAUCACCGCCACUGACGGCAUUUCCGGGAAGGAGAGAGAUGUCGGAAGAUCAACGACCGUGUCCAGUACGAGCAAUCCCAACUGGGGAGACGUGUUCCAAUUCCAAUGGGACCGCAAGAAAGAUCAGAGACUACAUUUCAAGAUAUAUGAUGACGAUACGCUUCGGGAAGAUGACAAGUUGGGCAGUGCCUGGAUUGAGGUCAACGACUUUGUAGCCAAGGGCUCCUACACUCUCGUCCUUCCCAAGAAAGGAACCCUCACCUUGACGAAGGCCUAAAACUCACAAAUUAAGUACUUGUACUCCUCGUAAGCAUGUAACUGUAUCACAAAUAAAUUUACCAUUAUCGCCCAGGCAGAGAGGAGAGUGAACAAUAAUAAAGAACGAAACUUAUGAAACAAAUUUCCCGAG